AUGGAGCAUGGUCAGAACCUUAAUUCAUUCUAUACUUUAGACAAUGCACAAGAUAAGAGUAUCUCUUUUAUCCCUCAAAAUUAUGUAAUCCCAAAAAUGCAUAGACCCAAUUUGGCACCACAAUAUGCUAAUCUUGCUGCAAUUGAUAUGGCUGCUCUUAAAAAUGGCUCAACAUCAAGGUCUCAUGUUAUUCGAGAAAUUAGAGACGCUUGUCGUCGCUUGGGUUUCUUUCAAGUUGUGAACCAUGGAGUGAGUGAAUCGGUGCUAGAUGAGGCUUUAACCGUUGCAUCCAAAUUUUUUGAUUUGCCGACAAAAGAAAAAAUGGAGUUGAUGUCAAAUGAUGUGCACAAACCAGUAAGAUGUGGAACAAGCAUAAAAGAUGGUGUUGACAAAGUUCAGUUUUGGAGGGUUUUUCUCAAACACUACGCUCAUCCUUUAAAGGAUUGGGUCCACAUGUGGCCAGAAAAUCCAAAGGAUUACAGGGAAAAGAUGGGAAGAUAUUGUCAAGAAGUGAAGAAAGUGGGGUUAGAGGUGAUGAAAGCAAUAAUUGAAAGUCUUGAAUUAAAUCCAUCAUAUAUAACCAAAGAAAUUGAAGAUGGAAUGCAAGUGAUGGCAGUGAAUUGCUAUCCACCCUGUCCACAACCAGAGAUUGCAUUAGGCCUCCCACCACAUUCUGACUACAGUUGCCUUACAAUUCUGUACCAAAGUUGUCAAGGUCUACAAAUAAUGGAUUUUGAGGAUAAUACUUGGAAAGCUAUACCACACAUUCCUGGUGCACUUCAAGUUCAUGUUGGUGACCAUUUUGAGGUACUAAGCAAUGGUUUGUACAAGAGUGUUGUUCACAGGGCUACCCUCAACAGGGACAGUACAAGAAUCUCACUUACUAGUUUAUUCAGUUUGGGAAUGGAUGAUAAAAUGGAGACUGCUAAAGAGCUUGUGGAUGAUCAAAAUCCUAAGAAGUAUAGAGAAAGCAGCUUUAGAGAUUUUCUUGACUUUCUGUCUACCAAUGACUUUUCUGAGGGUAAUAAUAACUUCAUUGAUAUCCUCAAGAUUAAGAACUACAACUAGGGUGUGGUCCUUCAAUUCCUUCAACUAGGGUGGUUACUGUUUUGGUUUUCUGUUUCAGUUUCACUAUUGUCUUCAAAUAAAUUGAAUGCAUCAUUCGGUGAUCUUAGCAGGAAAAAGAAGAUUUAGCCAUUUAGUUUUUUGUGUAGUUUGGGUUAUGUAAUAAAAUGUUCUACGAAUAAGAAUAAAAUUACAAAUUAUAUUGUUAAUUUAUAUGUGCUAUAGUAAUUAUCAUGAAGAGUUUAGCUAUUGUAGUCAAGGUCAUCGGAUGAUGACCAAACGGGGCAUAUUUUGAGUUUUAUUUCAAAUCUAAUUCGGUGAAAUUAGUCAAAAAUCUGACCUUAUUUUCAUUUUCUACGUCCUACACA
This is a messenger RNA of Trifolium pratense (red clover), 1433 nucleotides long. RefSeq names its product flavanone 3-dioxygenase 3. NCBI's taxonomy places the organism in Eukaryota, Viridiplantae, Streptophyta, Magnoliopsida, Fabales, Fabaceae. The transcript has 3 exons. The record is from RefSeq and is a predicted model, not a curated record. The coding region runs from base 1 to 1068 and encodes 355 amino acids.